Molecule: messenger RNA, 1502 nt
Organism: Pararge aegeria (speckled wood butterfly)
Lineage: Eukaryota; Metazoa; Arthropoda; Insecta; Lepidoptera; Nymphalidae
Product: protein ALP1-like
Exons: 2
Coding region: 209-1459 (416 amino acids)
Source: RefSeq, a predicted model, not a curated record
GUACAGAUUGGUGCAAUGCAACAUGUAAUGUAAUAUUCUGCCUUACAUUGCAUGUUCCCUGCUGCCUUGUACGUGUGGCGCGCGCGGUACGCGCAUUGACUACGAAUCAUUCGAGAACAUCUGUUCCCGCAUUUCGUAACUGGCCCUCGUCACACGUGUUCUUUUCUUUGCCCACAUCACUCUACUUAAGUCGAUAUACUUACGAAUCAUGGAGUCUGAAGACAGCCUUCUUGCUCUGACGAUUAUCAGUGCUUCAUUGUUAAUCAUUCAUCGACUUUUAAAAAAACCCCAAAGACCCCGACGUUGGUGGCGCACAGAAUUAUAUAAACGGAGAGAAGGCAGAGAAUUGCUUACAGAUAUGAAUUUCCAGCAUAUAAGUGGUCAAUACAAAAGUUUUACGAGGAUGACGCCAACAGAUUUUGAAAAUUUACUCGCGAUAGUCGGACCAAGAAUAAGUCGAAAAUAUUCAAAUUUAAGAGCUCCAAUUUCAGCCCAAGAUAGACUAGCGAUUACUCUUCGAUUUUUAAGCUCCGGGGACUCUUACACAAGUCUACAGUAUACAUUUAGAGUAUCUAAACAAUCUAUUAGUGGAAUUGUUCCUGAAGUGUGCUCUGCUAUAAUUGAAGAAUUAAAAGAAAACAUUAAGGUACCCACGACUGCCAACGCCUGGUUGAAGAUAAGCAAGGAGUUUGAAGACCGGUGGAACUUCCCACACUGUAUAGGGGCAUUGGACGGGAAGCACGUUUUACUUCAAGCCCCUAUUAAAAGCGGAACCGAGUUUUAUAAUUAUAAACAACAUUUUAGCAUCGUUUUGUUUGCUCUAGUUGAUGCAGACUAUAAUUUUCUAUUCGUAGACGUUGGUUGUCAAGGGAGGAUUUCUGAUGGCGGAGUUUUCAAAGAUACCCAAUUAUAUGAUAAGAUAGAAAAUCGAACAUUAGACCUGCCAGAGUCACGUCCCCUAUCCGAUAGAAAUGUUUCUAUACCAUAUUUUUUUUUAGGCGAUAGUGCGUUUGCUUUAAGUGAAUACUUGAUGAAGCCAUAUGCUGGGAUACAUCCAAAGGGUUCAUCGAAGAGAAUAUUUAAUUAUAGAUUAAGCAGAGCUAGACGGGUUGUUGAAAACGUAUUUGGCAUUGUAUCGUCUGUGUUCAGAGUUUUAAGAAAACCAAUGCUUUUACAACCCCAUAAAGCUGAAUUGGUAGUUAUGGCAAUCACUCUUUUACACAAUUAUUUAAAACGUCACUCUACAAACGUGUACAUGAUUCCAGGGUUAGUUGAUAGGGAGGAAGAUGGAAAUUUAAAUGAAGGUACGUGGAGGCAAAAUAAUAAUAACAUCACAUCAAUACUGCCUGUAAGAAAUAUCCCUAGACGAUCACCUGCGCAUCUUAAUGCUAUCAGAGACGAAUUAGCUGAUUAUUUUAUGAAUGAAGGAAAGGUUUCUUGGCAAGACAGAUGCUCUUAGUUUAAAUCUUACCGUAUUUUUUCUCUUUCUUGGUGUGUUUCUA